Messenger RNA from Fragaria vesca subsp. vesca, 2261 nucleotides. RefSeq lists its product as uncharacterized. Gene Ontology annotation, cellular component: nucleolus; cytoplasm. Gene Ontology annotation, molecular function: mRNA binding. The record is from RefSeq and is a predicted model, not a curated record. Lineage: Eukaryota; Viridiplantae; Streptophyta; Magnoliopsida; Rosales; Rosaceae. Bases 19 to 1566 code for a protein of 515 amino acids. Gene Ontology annotation, biological process: positive regulation of translation; nuclear-transcribed mRNA catabolic process, nonsense-mediated decay. The transcript has 14 exons.
AGAAAUCUCAGUGGAACAAUGAAGGACCCGCUGGUGAGGACGAAGGUGUUAGUUCGCCACUUGCCUCCCUCUCUUUCUCAGUCUGAUUUCUUCCAGCAAAUCGACCACCUCUUCGGUGACCGCCACAACUGGUUCUGCUUCCGUCCCGGAAAGAACAGCCAUAAGCAUCAGAGGUAUUCUCGAGCCUACAUAGAGUUUAAGCGGCCUGAAGAUGUUUUUGAGUUUGCGGAAUUCUUUGAUGGUCAUGUGUUUGUUAAUGAGAAAGGGACUCAAUUCAAGUCUAUAGUUGAAUAUGCACCUUCACAGCGUGUUCCCAAGCCAAGUAACAAAAAGGAUGGUCGUGAAGGGACCAUAUAUAAAGAUCCCGAUUAUUUGGAGUUCCUCAAACUUAUAGCAAAGCCUGCUGAGCAUCUUCCUAGUGCAGAAAUACAGUUGGAGAGAAAGGAAGCUGAACAAGCUGGUGCCGCAAAAGAAGCUCCUAUUGUUACACCCCUCAUGGAAUACAUUCGUCAAAAACGAGCUGUCGGAAGUGGAACCCAGAUUUCAUCAGUUGUUCGGAAGGUGAGAAGAAGAACUGGGGCCGCAUCUUUUAGCAAACGUGGUUCAACCUCUACAAAACGGGUCUCUGAGAAGAAAAAGUACAUAUUAAAAGACACGGCUAAAUAUACAAGUCGAAAGGAUAGGUCAACUUUCAAUGUGUUGCCCAGGCGAGAGGAUCAAUUGGCUAGUUCAAGUGGAAAAGAUACGAUGGGAAAUGAAAUUGGUUCUGUUUCGGGAAUCCCUGUGAUUGCAGACUCUGGAAGGACAAAAAUCCUUCUUAAGCGGGAAACACCUCCUGCUCCUGAGGGUAUAUCACAACAUCAGGCAUCCAUAGGAAGUUCCCCAGUUUCAGCUUCUCCAAAGCAGAACCAAAGGCGUGAUGCUAGUGGUAGAUUUCUCAGAAGCAUACUUUCACACAAUGAGGUACGCCAAAGGGAAGCUUCAGCAGAAGUUCAGUCUCAGCAGAAAAUCCUGGGUCCAAACUCGGACAUUAAGCGUGUGCCACGACCCUCCAAUGCACGGUUAGGAUUGAAUAAUGAAACUAAUUCUAUGAGCUCUGAAGGGGAUAGAAGGAGGGUUAUGGUUGAUAAAUUUACGAAGAAGGACAUGCAUGGUACAACUAACAUUAGUGAGAAGCAAGACAGACAUACAAGAAACAAGGAUAGACCAGAUCGUGGUGUUUGGACUCCUCUUCGUCGUGCUGAGAGUUCCCAUAAUAGUGAUGAGCAUUUGUCAUCCUCGGCUUCACAACGACCUCAACUGCUAUCUGAUUCAGUUGAAGUUCCCCAUGGAGAAGUGAAAGCUGACACAUCUUAUGGAAGUAGGACGGGAGAAGUUCCCACAGGAUCCAAUCGACAUUUCGGUCGCCGUGGAACUGCCUCUAGCAUGAAAGAUGAUGGCUCUCUAAAUACAAGUGAGGGGAAGUCAUCAAAAAGAGGUGCUGCUGCUGCUGUUCAUGGUGCCCCUGAGGUAUACAUCAGUUUGGGUUCAGAAGUCUUCUGGUUCAUAGAAUACUCAACUCUGUAAUCAAACACAGGCCAUGCCUACCUGAUCAUGGUGUAGUUUAAAAUCAUCAUGGUGCUGGUGAAAUCAGAUCAUAUCAUUCAAUUGUUCGUAUAAUCAAGGCAAUCAUCUCUAGAAUCAUGUUUUGAGGCCUCCAUUGAAGACACGGUGGAAAAGGAGGUAUACCUAAAAGGAGAGCUUUGAUUGCGCCAAAAUAGGAUAUUUUCUUAGGUGUGAGAUUUUACUCGUGCCGGAACCACAAGUGUGAAGUUAUGAGGUCCUAGAGACAAGAUGACAAAUUAUGAGAGAUGGUUGACUUUUGAUUUUCGUUUUAGAACUUUAUUGUACUGCCAUAUGUAUAGGUCAAGUAGUGAAGUGUUCGGUGGGAAAAAGAUACUUGAUCUACUCGCUUCAGGAUGCAUAGCGGGGUGGACUUCUAGCGUACAAGAACUUGUGGUGAACAGUACCGUAUGUUUAAGGUGUUAAUAAUUAUACCUUGCAAGUUUUUGUGUGGUAUGAGGCUAAGAAAGUAUAGUAAUUGAUUUGGUAGUGUUAUGAUUUGCUUAUGGUUAAUUGGUGAGCCUUUGGUAUAAAGCACCAUGGAAUUGCUAAUAUAUGCGCUCAAAAGAAACAUGAAUUGUACUUGGAUAUUUGCUAAUGGUAUAAAUCACAUGUAAUUUCUUAUGGAGUUAUGGGUACCCUUGCUUAUAUUUGCUAAA